Drosophila elegans is the source of this 1403-nucleotide messenger RNA. RefSeq names its product gustatory and pheromone receptor 32a (gene Gr32a). The record is from RefSeq and is a predicted model, not a curated record. NCBI's taxonomy places the organism in Eukaryota, Metazoa, Arthropoda, Insecta, Diptera, Drosophilidae. The coding region runs from base 1 to 1395 and encodes 464 amino acids. Gene Ontology annotation, biological process: sensory perception of taste. The transcript has 4 exons. Gene Ontology annotation, cellular component: axon; membrane; dendrite.
AUGUCCCCGAACACUUGGGUAAUCGAAAUGCCCAACCAGAAAACGCGUUCGCAUCCGUUUCCGCGAAGAAUUUCGCCGUAUCGAGCAUCCUCCGUGAACAGGGAUGCCUUCACCAGGGAGCCACCUUCGGGUCCUUCAAGGAACUAUGAUCAUCCCGUAUUCGAGGACAUUCGCACCAUAUUGUCCGUGUUGAAGGCCAGCGGCUUAAUGCCCAUAUACGAACAGGUCUCCAACUAUGAAGUCGGUCCUCCGAACAAAACCAACGAGUUCUACUCCUUCUUCGUAAGGGGCGUGGUCCAUGCCCUGACCAUCUUUAACAUCUACAGUCUAUUCACACCGAAUUCGGCACAAUUGUUCUACUCGUACCGGGAGACGGACAAUGUCAACCAGUGGAUCGAACUGCUGCUCUGCAUCCUGACCUAUACCCUCACCGUGUUUGUGUGUGCCCGGAAUACCAAGAGUAUGAUACGGAUCAUGAACGAAAUUCUCGAACUGGACGAGGAGAUUCGUCGGCAGUUUGGAGCCAAUUUAAAGCAGGACUUUGGUUUCUCGGUGAAGUUUUUGGUUGGCAUAGCCGCCUCACAGACCUACAUUAUAGUGCUGAAAAUAUAUGCCGUACAGGGCGUGAUCACGUCCACCUCCUAUAUUCUGCUAGCCUUCUAUGCCAUCCAGAAUGGCCUCACAGCCACGUACAUAGUGUUCGCUUCGGCUCUACUUCGGAUCGUGUACAUCCGGUUCCAUUUCAUUAAUCAACUGCUGAAUGGAUACACAUAUGGGCAGCAGCAGAAGCGAAAGGGCAAUGGUGGUGGAAGACGACAGCGUGGCAGCAGUUACCCCAAUCCCAAUCCCAGUCCCAGUCCCGCCAUUAUGGAACACUUCCCGGAGGACUCGCUGUUCAUAUACCGCAUGCACAACAAACUGUUGCGUAUCUACAAGGGCAUCAACGAUUGCUGCAACCUGAUUCUGGUCUCAUUCCUGGGCUACUCCUUCUACACGGUCACCACCAACUGCUACAAUCUGUUCGUGCAGAUCACCGCCAAGGGCAUGGUGUCGCCCAACAUACUGCAGUGGUGCCUCGCCUGGCUCUGUCUCCAUGUGUCCCUCCUCGCUCUUUUGUCCAGGAGCUGUGGCCUGACCACCAGGGAGGCCAAUGCCACAUCCCAGAUACUGUCGAGGGUGUAUGCCAAGUGCAGGGAGUAUCAGAAUAUUAUUGAUAAAUUCCUUACGAAGAGCAUCAAGCAGGAAGUUCAAUUCACGGCCUAUGGAUUCUUUGCUAUAGAUAACUCCACACUUUUCAAGAUCUUCUCAGCAGUCACCACGUACUUGGUCAUCUUGAUCCAGUUCAAACAGCUUGAAGACUCUAAAGGGGAGGACCCUGUACCUGAAAGCACUUAAAUAUAACC